Drosophila nasuta is the source of this 653-nucleotide messenger RNA. It is a transcript of the gene fh, whose product is annotated as frataxin. Gene Ontology annotation, cellular component: mitochondrion. The transcript has 2 exons. The coding region runs from base 83 to 640 and encodes 185 amino acids. Gene Ontology annotation, biological process: iron incorporation into metallo-sulfur cluster; intracellular iron ion homeostasis. Gene Ontology annotation, molecular function: ferrous iron binding; ferroxidase activity; ferric iron binding. The record is from RefSeq and is a predicted model, not a curated record. Lineage: Eukaryota; Metazoa; Arthropoda; Insecta; Diptera; Drosophilidae.
GCAACGCCGCAUCGUGCUAGGCACAAAUAACAAAAACAAAACAGUGCUCAGCUAUAAAUUACUAAGGAAAUAAACAAAAAUUAUGAAUGUGGCACGCAGAUUAAUACGCGUGGCACAAAUCUUGCGGCGCAGCAGCCACAACUACAAAAAUGCACUUGCCGCAACACAAUCUAUAAACUAUGUCGGCACAAUAGCCGCAAUCAACAAAAGUGUAGUUCCAACAAGCUGUCGUUUCUAUAGCCAGCAGAAAACAGAAGAAACGGUUGAUGCCACAGCCGAGCUGGACAGUGCCACCUAUGAACGUGUAUGCGCCGAGACGUUGGACGCCCUCUCUGAUUACUUUGAUGAGCUGACAGAGAACGCUAGCGAUUUAAUUGGCACAGAUGUGGCCUAUGGCGAUGGCGUCUUGACUGUGAAUCUGGGACAGACACAUGGCACCUAUGUGAUCAAUCGUCAGACGCCCAACAAACAGAUUUGGCUCAGUUCACCGACAAGCGGCCCAAAGCGUUUCGAUUACGUUGCCGGCAAAUGGAUCUACAAACAUAGCGGCGAAUCUUUGCAUCAACUGUUGCAGCUGGAGAUUGGAAAGAUUAUUAAGAAGCAGCCGGUGGACUUUAUGCAAUUGCCUUACUGUAGCUGAAAGCUGAAAAUUU